Messenger RNA from Odobenus rosmarus divergens (Pacific walrus), 1933 nucleotides. RefSeq names its product synapse associated protein 1 (gene SYAP1). Bases 103 to 1179 code for a protein of 358 amino acids. Gene Ontology annotation, cellular component: synapse; cytoplasm. The transcript is spliced from 9 exons. Lineage: Eukaryota; Metazoa; Chordata; Mammalia; Carnivora; Odobenidae. The record is from RefSeq and is a predicted model, not a curated record.
GCCAUCUCCUUGUGGGGGGGGCGCGCAUUGUGGAGUCGGGAGCCGGCCGUGCCAGUUAGGGUCUCCGGUGGCCGGGACCGCUGUAGCGGCCCCGCGGGCGGGAUGUUCCGGGGUUUGAGCAGUUGGUUUGGCUUGGAGCAGCCGGCGGCGGGUGGCCGGCAAUCUGAGGGAGACGGGCUGGUCGAGGGAGACGCUCCACCCCAGCAGUGCUCCGAAGAGGUGUCAGAGUCGGUGGAGGGGGAGCCGCGGCAAGCGGGGGACCAGGAACUCCUUCAUCAGGCAAAAGGCCUCGGCAACUAUCUGUUUAGCUUUGCAACUGCUGCUACAAAAAAGAUAACUGAAUCAGUUGCUGAAACAGCACAAACAAUAAAGAAAUCAGUAGAAGAAGGAAAGAUAGAUGACAUCAUUGAUAAGACAAUUAUAGGAGAUUUUCAGAAGGAACAGAAAAAAUUUGUUGAGGAACAGCUUACCAAAAAGUCAGAAGCAGCAGUGCCCCCAUGGGUUGAUAGUAAUGAUGAAGAAACAAUUCAACAACAAAUCUUGGCCUUAUCAGCUGACAAGAGGAAUUUCCUUCGUGACCCUCCAGCCGGAGUGCAGUUUAAUUUUGACUUUGACCAGAUGUAUCCCGUCGCCCUGGUCAUGCUUCAAGAGGACGAGCUGCUGAGCAGGAUGAGAUUCGCCCUUGUUCCUAAACUCGUGAAGGAAGACGUGUUUUGGAGGAACUACUUUUACCGCGUCUCCCUGAUUAAGCAGUCAGCCCAGCUCACAGCCCUGGCCGCCCAGCAGCAGGCCUCCGGGAAGGAGGAGAAGAGCCAUGGCACUGAGGAGGACCUGCCACUGGCAGAGGCAGUACGGCCCAAAACGCCACCUGUUGUAAUCAAAUCUCAGCUUAAAACUCAAGAGGAUGAAGAGGAGAUUUCGACCAGCCCAGGGGUUUCUGAGUUUGUCAGUGACGCCUUUGAUGCCUGUAACUUAAAUCAGGAGGAUCUGAGGAAGGAAAUGGAGCAACUGGUUCUUGACAAAAAGGAGGAGGAGACAGCCGUUCUAGAAGAAGAUUCUGCAGAUUGGGAAAAAGAACUACAACAGGAACUUCAGGAAUAUGAAGUGGUGACAGAAUCAGAGAAACGAGAUGAAAACUGGGAUAAGGAAAUAGAGAAAAUGCUGCAGGAGGAAAAUUAGCUCUUUCCUGAAAUAAAAGAAUAAUGCUUAACAGUCUGUAACUGACAUUAAAUUCUAGAUGACGACACUCGCUGAAUCAGAAGGCAAAAAAGAUUGGUAUAACUAAAAAAUUCAAGAUUAUUCUUUUUUUCAAGCUGAAAUUUGCCUUUUUUGCGUUUAUAAAAAAUAUAUAGAACAGUUAUUCUAAUAAUCAAAAAGGGAUGUUUUAUGUAAUAUUUCUUUAAUAUAAACCUAGUUAGAGAUAUUUGUGUAGUCACUAUGGAUAUCUUUGCCACAGAAAUGCAAGUAAAAUUUUAGAGUUCUGUUUUCCAUGAGGUCAGAAUUAUAAUUUAUUCUUCAGUUGUUUUUUCCUAAACAUUUGUACUACUUGUUGCAUUUUCACUGAUACAUGUAUUUGUUGAAGUACUUACUUAAUGGAUUGAUAACUAUCACAAUGACCAAACUGUACCAAAGAACUUAAGAAGAAGCACUUUCAAGACUAUUUUCUUGGUAGGUAUUUUCUAAAAUUCCCUCUAGAAGCCAAAAGAUAAGAUAAUUAUGUUGAUUUUCAUAGUGUAAACAUCACACAAUUUGACAUUGAGAAAUACUGUGCAAAAACAUUUGUUUUUCUCUAGGGCCUUUUCUUUCUUGUGUUGUUGUUUGUUUGUUUCUUUUUUUUUUUUAACUAUACCACGUUUAAUAUCAUUGCUUUCCUAAAUUCCACGUCACAGUUUUUGUAGAAAGCGGGGGCCUUUUGUCCUUUUUAUAUUAAUGA